Messenger RNA from Megalops cyprinoides (Indo-Pacific tarpon), 1978 nucleotides. RefSeq names its product syntaxin-2-like. Gene Ontology annotation, biological process: exocytosis; synaptic vesicle fusion to presynaptic active zone membrane; intracellular protein transport. Bases 241 to 1104 code for a protein of 287 amino acids. The transcript is spliced from 10 exons. Lineage: Eukaryota; Metazoa; Chordata; Actinopteri; Elopiformes; Megalopidae. Gene Ontology annotation, molecular function: SNAP receptor activity; SNARE binding. Gene Ontology annotation, cellular component: synaptic vesicle; endomembrane system; SNARE complex. The record is from RefSeq and is a predicted model, not a curated record.
UCCGGAGGAAAAGACGCAACCACGGGGGAAAAAUCAAGCGUAAACGUUAGUCGCUCAAACGUGUAAUCGCCUGGAAAAUCGCCGCAACAAACGGAUCGAUUUGUCCAUCAGAAACUUGUUGAAUUUUGAAGCCAGUUCGCUGUUUCUUGAUAAUCGUUGCGUUUGUGGGGCUCUGCGAUAUACAUGUUUUCGGAUCAGUUCACCGAGACGUAGCAAGCAAACUCAGCCAGCUAAGGUGUGAUGAAGGACCGGUUGGCCGAUCUGACAGUCAGCAGCAAGAAUGGGAGAGAUGAUGUCACUGUCCCGGUGGAGAGGGAGUCCUUCAUGGAGGGAUUCUUCAGAAAGGUGGAGGAGACUCGACGGCUCAUUGAUCAGAUCGCCUCACAGGUGGAAGAGGUGAAGAAGAAGUACAGCUGCAUUCUGUCAGCCCCUGACCCCGAUGACAGGAUGAAGGGCGAGCUGGAGCGUCUCAGCGAGGACAUAAAGAAGAACGCCCGCACCGUGCAGGCCGGCCUGAAGACCAUGCAGCAGGGUCUGCCCCAGGAUGAGGACGCAAUCAGGGCCUCCGUGAAUCUCCGCAUCCAGAAGACUCAGCACUCACAGCUGUCGCGCCGGUUCGUGGAGGUCAUGACCCUGUACAGCGAGGCACAGGUGGCCUUCAGGGAGAAAAGCAAAGGCCGCAUCCUGAGACAGCUGGAGAUCACUGGAAAAUCGACCACCAACGAGGAGCUGGAGAAUAUGCUGGAGAGUGGGAAUGCCUCCGUGUUUAUCUCUGAUGUGAUCUCGGACUCCCAGAUCACGCGGCAGGCCCUGAACGAGAUCGAGUCGCGACACCAGGACAUCUUGAGGCUGGAGUCCAGCAUCAGGGAGCUGCACGAGAUGUUCCAGGACAUGGCCAUGCUGGUGGAGACCCAGGGCGAGAUGAUCAACAACAUCGAGAAGAACGUGAACAAUGCAGCGGAGUACGUCGCCCGGGCCGAAAAGGAGACCAAAAAAGCCGUUAGGUACCAGUCUAAUGCCCGCCGGAAAGCUCUCUUUCUCGCUAUUUUUGUGUCAGUGGGUGUCAUCGUUUUAGCCAUCAUCAUUGGGACCACGGUGUCGUAGUGGCGGUCCCCUCUGGCUAAACGAAAAGAGAGGAAAAUAAGGAAAAACGGGAGGAGCGGAAAAUAGAGGGGGCUCAGUGGGGUGCCCGGUGGUGUGUGCGCAGAGUGCAGUGGUACUCCUCCAGCUCUGAAGAACAGACCCUUCCCGCUAACCUGAAUCCUCUUGGCCAAUGGGAUGCCAGGGUCCUGGGGGAGAAGCCAGCUCCUGCUUUUCCUGUUGAGAUUUCCCAGGACAGCAUCUGUGUUCAGUGUCUGUAAUCUCAUGCGCUUCACUCACUCUGCUAUACCAGAACCGUGUUCAGUUAGCAGGGUUUUUGAAAAUGUAUUUUAAAAAUCAGUAACAUGAUGCACACACACAGACACACAGAUACACAGGCACACACACGCACACACACACCAAGCAUGUGAUUUCCUUUGUCUGGUUCACCAUGCCUUUCCUUUUUUCCUGAUUGAUUUGGAUUAGUAAACAACAGUUGACAUUUUUCUUUUUUCUGGUGAUGUGCUGCCUACCUGCUCCACUAGGGGGCACAGCUAUCAUACAGACCAGCUUUGUGGAGGCCUGCCCAGGACGAGCAAUCUCCUUUGCUUGCUCGCAGUCGUCAGAUUAGAGCAGAUGCUGGCAUGUAUGCACUGAUCUUUUUGUCAUUAGAUGGACUAAAUAAUUAGAUUAAGGCAUCCACGGGAUAUGAAGAUCAGUGGAUCUGUCUCUAAACUGAUCCUGUUGAGCAAGCAGCAUGUCAGCUCUUUGCAGUCUGAGUCACUCGUAUUUUUUAAUAUUUUUUAUUCCCCACGCACUCUAAGCUUAUUCCUGUGUAAUAUUAGACCCAUGUUUAUAUUGUAAUAUUAUUUUGCAGCUUGUAAUUUUAUUUGUAAAA